Plasmodium vivax (malaria parasite P. vivax) is the source of this 947-nucleotide messenger RNA. RefSeq names its product Pv-fam-h protein. NCBI's taxonomy places the organism in Eukaryota, Apicomplexa, Aconoidasida, Haemosporida, Plasmodiidae. The record is from RefSeq and is a predicted model, not a curated record. Bases 285 to 947 code for a protein of 220 amino acids. The transcript has 2 exons.
AUAUAUAAUAUGUAUAUUACGUCGUAACGAUUCGCUGCGAUAAAUAUGGAACUAUAUUAACGGGCAUAUAUUUGUCAGCCGUUUUUAUUUUCUCGUGUCAUCCUAGUAAUGUAUAGCGUGUUGCUCAAGCACAAAUACAAUUUUUCUAUAAUGAGCGAAGUUAAGCAAAGCAGUUUCUCCUGCUAUUUUGCUUGCUAAUUUUUUUCCUUGUUUGCAAUUCCCUUUAUAUAUAAUUUAUUUGGUUCAUAAUUUGAACUACUUCUAAACCUGUACGGAUAUGCAAAAUGGUAGAGGUAACUUUUAGCGAGUCGAGUGAGGAUACAUAUCUGGAAUCGGCAAAAAAAGCAGCUCUACGUUUUAGGAGGCAAAAUGAGAAUGCGUCAAAAGCGGGGGGAAUCAUCCGCGAUAAAAUAGGCACCUUUACCCUUUUUAAAGUUCUUAUGUUUUCCCUUCUAAUAUGGAUAAUACGGUGUUCCGGCGAGGACGCGAGCUAUGAAGUCAAGAGUGAUAGGGAAAUCCCAAAAUGGUUAGGCGGCUACAGACUAUUAGCCGAAUCGGAAGUGCAAUUCGAUGCGGUGUUCGAUUUGUAUAAGAAAAACUUUUUAACUAAAAUGGGAUACACUGAUGAGGAUUCAGAAAGAAUCAAAACGACUGUGAAGUCCCAUUUAGAUAAAACAAAAGGCAUGGACAUGGAUCAACAGCGCAGGAAGAAAUUAGGAGAUUGCGAGCGUAUUAUAAAACAGGGUAGUGACAAUAGCAUUUCAGCGUUUUCCAACAAUUUCAGGGAAUUAUCUUAUCCCUAUUUUCUGGUCUUGUGUGCAUUCAUAUUGUAUUCUAAUGAAUAUUACAGGUUUUUUGCAGCCCUAAUGGUUAUACUGAUUUUGAAAUUUGUGAACUUCUCUUGGGAUUUAAAAUAUAUCUUUUCAAGGAUGGCGGAAAGUAUGUGA